AUGCCAACAGCAACAACCACAGUGAGUUUCCACACCAGCUCCGAAUCAUCUUCAUCAUCAUCCUCUCCAUUAUCACCUAAGUGCAUCAUCAUCAUCAUCAUCACUAUCAUCAUCAUCACCAUUAUGACAAACUUCAGCACUACUGAGUCCUGGGUUUUUAUCAAUACUUCAUUCCCCAUCCUGCCUGUAAUAGCCAGUCCCACUAACAGGAGUGGCAUGGAAGCCUAUCUUCAAAGACUGGCUCAUUUAGACGAGGGGCUCUACAGUGACUUCUACGGCCUCUGGAUCACGCUGAUGGUCAUAAACUCUCUCAUAUUUCUGGUGGGCAUGGUGCUCAACAUGGUUGCGCUUUAUGUUUUCUGUUUCCGCACUAAGCAGAAGACCACCUCAGUGAUCUACACCAUAAACCUGGCGGUGACAGACCUCUUGGUGAAUCUCUCUCUGCCGACUCGCAUCCUUCUCUACUACAGUGGAGGGGCUUGUCUCACCUGCUCCUACCUGCACAUCUUCAGCUACUUUGUCAACAUGUACUGUAGCAUCUUGUUUCUGACCUGCAUAUGUGUCGACCGUUACCUUGCCAUCGUGCAGGUUGAAGCUUCCCGUCGGUGGAGGAGUUCCAGUGUGGCCAAAUGUGUGUGUGUCUCUGUCUGGCUGUUUGCCAUCGUGGUCACCUACUCCUUCCUCUCCACUGCUUUCCAGCAUACAGGCUGCUGCCUCUCAAAGCUCCUCUUUCUUACCAUCACCGAGUUCUUUCUACCCCUCAUCAUCAUUGUUGUCUUCAACUUGCGGAUUAUGUGGGCCCUUGCCGACCGCCAUCUGAUGCAGCAGAGCAGGGAUAGGAGAAUGAGGGCUGUCCAGCUGCUGACCACAGUGCUCAUCAUCUUCACUGUGUGCUUCACACCCUUCCACAUUAGACAGGUGGUGGUGUACUUCUACCCUGACAUGCCUCAUCAUGUGAUUGUCUACCACUUAACCGUCACUCUCAGCAGUUUGAAUAGCUGCAUGGAUCCUGUCGUCUACUGCUUUGUAACAAAUAAUUUCCAGGCCACUAUGAGACAUCUUUUCCGUCGUGCAGAGCCCGAGCAGACCAGCGGUGACAUAAUCAGCAUGCAGCACAGCUCGAAGGCCUCAGGAGUGAUGGCCAACGCCACCACUAAUAAUGUGAUCAUGAUGACCAAGAUUCCCUCUUCAUUACAGAGAGACAAUCCGGGGAAGAACCAUACAGUUUAA
Messenger RNA from Xiphias gladius (swordfish), 1230 nucleotides. It is a transcript of the gene gpr20, whose product is annotated as G protein-coupled receptor 20. The record is from RefSeq and is a predicted model, not a curated record. Gene Ontology annotation, biological process: phospholipase C-activating G protein-coupled receptor signaling pathway; positive regulation of Rho protein signal transduction. NCBI's taxonomy places the organism in Eukaryota, Metazoa, Chordata, Actinopteri, Istiophoriformes, Xiphiidae. The coding region runs from base 1 to 1230 and encodes 409 amino acids. Gene Ontology annotation, molecular function: G protein-coupled receptor activity. Gene Ontology annotation, cellular component: membrane. The transcript is spliced from 7 exons.